Hippocampus comes (tiger tail seahorse) is the source of this 2293-nucleotide messenger RNA. RefSeq names its product transcription factor 7-like 1-B. Gene Ontology annotation, cellular component: beta-catenin-TCF complex; chromatin. Bases 586 to 1719 code for a protein of 377 amino acids. Lineage: Eukaryota; Metazoa; Chordata; Actinopteri; Syngnathiformes; Syngnathidae. The transcript is spliced from 7 exons. The record is from RefSeq and is a predicted model, not a curated record. Gene Ontology annotation, molecular function: RNA polymerase II cis-regulatory region sequence-specific DNA binding; DNA-binding transcription factor activity, RNA polymerase II-specific. Gene Ontology annotation, biological process: regulation of transcription by RNA polymerase II; canonical Wnt signaling pathway.
AACGUUUUUUUUCCCUUACCAUAUUCCAAUUGAUUAUUUGACAUGUACCUGGGGCGACAUUCAUAAUGGGACGCUUAGAGUCCCAUGUAUAUUUUAAACUAUCAAUCUAAAGUCGCUGAAACGUUGUUUUUAAGAACAAGUUUUAAAGUCCCCGGGUUGCGGUCCACCUCAAAUACAGUACGGUACAGGUAUAACCAUCUUGGCACUCAAAAUGGCGGCCAGCUCGAGUAUCCUGGCGAGAAGACUCACCGCAUCGUGAUGGCCACAAAACGUACAGUGAUUCUUUUUCUUUUUUGUUGUUUUAGUGUGUUAAACACACCGAAAAGAAGGCAUUUUUUGCUCAAAUUGGAAGCGGCCCUCGGACGACUUCCGGCCGUUAGUUAGCCAUUUUGUGCCCAUUAGCAUUGUCGCCACUGCUCUUUGAUUAACUGUCAAGUGCGUAGUACUUGCGCAAAUGUGACGCACAAAGGAGACCCCAAUCCUCGUCGUGAUUGGCUAAUUUCGGGAGGCCGCAAUAUUUUGGGUUAUUUUUAAGAGGCCUCGAUAAAAGUAACGCCGUUAGUAGCGAGGAGACAUCGAGCGAGGAUGACCAGCGUAAAAGUGCACAGAUUUUUGGAUUUUACCAACGCGGAUUUAGGCGUUAUGACCAGCAAUCAACAGGUCAUGGGUGCACCGGUGGUGCUUAGGCGUCUUAAUGUUCCAUUUCCGCUUGGACAGAUUUCCUAUAUAUUGCCCUUUGGCUCUUAUCUCCCUUCUGGACCUCCACCAACACCACAAAAAUCAGCGAGAAAGAGGACUACAGGAGACCACAACUCCGCCAAGCCAUAUAUUAAAAAACCUCCCAAUGCAUUUAUGCUAUUUUUAAAGGAACAAAGGCCCCUUAUCCAGGCCGAAAUAAUAAAUUCAGGCACACUUCCAAAAGACAGUGCCACGGUAAAUAAGAUCCUCGGGAUGAUGUGGAAGUCGCUGGCACCCAACGAGAAGGAGAAAUACUUCAACGAAUCUGAGCGGCUGAAUGACAUUCAUGCCAAAAUGUACCCUGACUGGUCCUGCCGUAAUAACUAUGGCAAAAAGAAAAAGAGAGAGUGGUGCCAUGCAGCCAAAAGUUUCAACUAUCCGACCGCAUCUCCACCCGAGGUUCACGUGCAGGCCCACGGGCCGUGCAAAUGCACAUGCAGGUGCAAGAAACGUGAGGACCUCAAGGCGGACCUGGUCUCCACUCACUUCGAUGAGGCGAUUCCGACAUCCUCUUCCUCCUUGCCCUCGCCAGCGAUGGAAUCGGUCAUGGCCUACCCGCCCUCCUUGCCCUCACCAGCGAUUGAAUCGGUCAUGGAAUCCCCGCCCUCCUUGCCCUCGACCAGCAUCCCACAGGCUAAGCCUAACGAGGACCUGAUCCUCACACUUUUAAAUAACUUGGGAAAUGUCGAAGCGUCGCAAUGGGACGAGGCGUCCACCUCUUCCCUCUCGUCCACAUGCACCGUCACCCCACACGGCGUUGAGGAGGACCUUACCUCCGCUCUAUUCAAGGAGUUGGAAGCCCUGGAGGCGGCCGAAGCCUCCUUUUCAUCUUCGUCCACAUGUACCAACAGCCCGCAUGAGGACGACCUGACCUCCACUCUUUUUAAGGAGCUGGAAGCCCUGGAGGCGGCGGAGGCGGCCAAUGCGUCCUCAGCCUCCUUUUGGUCCUGGUCCUCUUGCUCCACUUACAGCGUGGAGUAGGCGUGGCCAAAGCAGAGAACGUGCCGGGUGUCCUCAACCCGGUUUGCACUUGGGACUAUGUACAGUAUCUAUGCACAGACUGAAUUUCUUGAUUGAUAUUUUAACUCCUUGACUGUCGAUUGACUCUUAAUUUGUAUCUGAGUGUGACGUGCAUUCAGGCGUCAAGGUCACGUUACAUCUGCCAACACUAUGAAUUGCUUUGUUUAGUUAAUUUUUUAAUGACAAUUUUUACGAUGAAUUGCUUGUUUUUUAUGAAUAUUUUAGUGACAAUUUUUACAUACAUAAUUUUAAUAGAUUUUUAUAUAGAGUGUUGUCACAAUAAUUGUCUUAACGGUGAUGGGAAAGUCUGGUGUCAAUGUAACCUUUUUACAACUUACAUACUGUGUGCUAUUUCUCUUUUUACAUGUUUACAAUUGUACAUUACUAUGAAUGGUUUCUGAAUAUUUUUUAAAAUGUAUUUUAUGAAUUUUAUUCUGCGGAAAAUUACCUGACACCUGACCAAGCACAAAUUUAGACAGUACAGAAUUUAUUAUUAUUAUUAUUAUUGAUUGAUUGAUUAAAAACAGUGUGUGAC